Messenger RNA from Belonocnema kinseyi, 1071 nucleotides. Its product is annotated as valacyclovir hydrolase-like. The record is from RefSeq and is a predicted model, not a curated record. The transcript has 5 exons. The coding region runs from base 50 to 979 and encodes 309 amino acids. NCBI's taxonomy places the organism in Eukaryota, Metazoa, Arthropoda, Insecta, Hymenoptera, Cynipidae.
GUGGCAGGAAUCGGAUGAUCGAAAGAACGCAAGAAAUUAUCUCAUUCCAAUGAAAAGUCUCUCAUCGAUAAUGUGGGCAACAAGUAAUAAAUUCUCCUUUAGUUUAGGAAAAAAGCUUUUAAAUAAUGUGAGAAAAAAGUUAGUGAUCAAGUCAAAUAUGCUAACUUCAAGUUAUUCUACAAGCACAAAACCUGGUCAUACGAUUAAGGAAGGAAAAGUCAAUGUCGAUGGCAUUGACAUCAACUGUGUUCAGGUUGGUGCUGGAGAACAUCCGGUUCUGUUGCUACCAGGUGUAAUGGGAACAUGCUGGACGGACUUUAAACCGCAAAUAGAAAAUUUUCCCAGGGACAAAUUUAAAAUCGUAGCAUGGGAUCCCCCGGGUUAUGGAAAAUCCAGACCACCUGAUCGAAAAUUUCCGGAAGAUUUUUUUCAACGAGAUGCUGAAUGGGGAAACAAUUUAAUGAAAACACUCGGUCAUUCAACAUUUUCGUUGCUCGGCUGGAGCGAUGGUGGCAUAACGGCUCUGAUUCUCGCUUCCAAGUUUUCGGAAAAUGUUCGGAAAAUGAUCGUGGUGGGUGCCAACGCCUAUGUUUUGCCGGAUGAAUUGAAAAUGUAUGAGAAGAUCAGAAACAUCGAUUCUUGGUCGGCCCGAAUGAAAGAACCUCUUUUGGCUAUAUACGGUGAAGAUUAUUUUAGAAAAACCUGGGCAGCCUGGAUAGAUUCAAUAACAGAAAUUUAUAAAAAAAAUAAUGGUGAUAUUUGCAAAAAUGACGUCGCCAGAAUUAAGUGUCCGACUUUAAUUGUCCAUGGGAAGAAGGAUGUUAUGGUCGACUUUGAACACCCGUUUUAUUUAAACAAGCAUAUAAAAAAUUCGCAAACCAGGAUUUUUGAACAAGGAGCUCACAAUUUGCACUUGAGAUACCCAGAGGAAUUUAAUAAAUUGGCAACAGACUUUUUUAUGGAGAAAUCCAAGAUUUAAAAAUCUUCAUUUGAGGGGCAAAUUCAGAGAAGAGAAUUAUGAUUUUUUUUACCAAUGUUUUGUCAUUUUCAUAAUUUUUUUCGCGUUUUGAA